AUGUCUGUUGUCUUUCUUACUGUUCGAUACGUUUAUUCGUCUACAAUAAGAAAAAAAAAACUUUUAUCAAUGACAAAAUCACCAUCAAAUAAUGAUGAUAUUGAAAGUCUUAGUCCUAAUCAUCCUAUUUAUUCCUAUUCAUCAUCAUCAUCAUCUUCACCAAAUCCUUCAAUUGAUUUAAAUUUACAUUCACCUAUAUCAUCUUUAUGUGGUGAUAUUGAUGAUCAACAUAAAAAUUCUCAAGAAAAAUUAUUAUCAACAAAACAACAUAUUGUUAAACCACCUUAUUCAUAUAUUGCAUUAAUAACAAUGGCUAUAUUACAAUCACCAUCACGUCGUUUAACAUUAAGUGGUAUAUGUGAAUUUAUAAUGAGUCGUUUUCCAUAUUAUAAAGAACGUUUUCCAGCAUGGCAAAAUUCAAUACGUCAUAAUUUAAGUUUAAAUGAUUGUUUUUUAAAAAUUCCACGUUCACCAGGAAAUCCAGGCAAAGGAAAUUAUUGGACAUUAGAUCCAGCAAGUGAAAAUAUGUUUGAUAAUGGUUCAUUUUUACGUCGACGUAAACGUUUUAAACGUUUAAAUCAACAUCAUUCAACUUAUUUUCAUCAUGGACCACCAUCGUUUCCUCUAUUACCAUUACCAUUUGUUCCAAUAAAACGAUAUGUACCAUUAAUAUUACCAUCUUCUUUACCAGUAUCAAUACCUCAUAUUCCAACAACACAACAAAGUUCAUCAAAAACUUCAUUUACAAUAGAUAAUCUUAUUGGAAAUAAUAAAACUAAUAUAAAUUCUGUUUAA
Rotaria sordida is the source of this 795-nucleotide messenger RNA. The record is from the annotation of a GenBank genome assembly. Lineage: Eukaryota; Metazoa; Rotifera; Eurotatoria; Philodinida; Philodinidae.